This is a messenger RNA of Pomacea canaliculata, 6889 nucleotides long. RefSeq lists its product as uncharacterized. Lineage: Eukaryota; Metazoa; Mollusca; Gastropoda; Architaenioglossa; Ampullariidae. The transcript has 3 exons. The coding region runs from base 1737 to 2930 and encodes 397 amino acids. The record is from RefSeq and is a predicted model, not a curated record.
GGCAGGGAAGGUAAUUCUGACUCCCUUACCCCGACCCCCACAUCCCCUCCUGUUUGAUCUCCUCUGUCAUACUUAAGAGAAUCAGUUUCAUGCAUGGCCGACCAAAAUUGUAAAUUGUAGAUGUGUUGCAAUACGACAAACAAGUCUUAAGUCUGUAAUGAAGCCACAGCCUCUCCUCCACCACCAUCAUCACCGCCACCGCCGCCAACCUCCCGAUGAUAACAGAAAUUCUUAUUUGAGUUUUUUCUUGUCCUCGUUCACCAAAACAGUUCUAUACUAGCGGCCAUCCAUCCUUUGAUCUGCUGCACAUGCCGCUGACUUCCUGCGGAGAUGUCGUCUGUUGUUGAUGGCGGAAGUCGGAGCACGUGGCGGCAGGCGGGCGGGUCGAUGCAGGUCGGCGUCCGCGCCAGCAUCAGCAGCCAAGUGCAGCACGAGAGGCUGCCGCGCGCGUUCCACGCUGCAGAUGACUGGUUGUGCGAGGGUUGGGGUGGGGAUGCGGGUGGGGUGGGGAAGAGAGAGAGAGGACGCUGGGACAGCCACCCCUGUGACUCGAGUCCUUACACGUGGCGUAGUAAUAGUGACAGUUGUCGUAGAUGUAGUCAACACUUGUUGUCAAGGUUUAUUUUCAUCACUCACGUGGAGAAACGGAUCUGUCUGAUUGUAGAUUCGAUUCUCUCGACUACGUUUGUCAAGGGAACCUUUUUUUAUUUCUUUCUCCCUUUCUAUCUCUUGUUCCUGUGGAGAAAGAAGAAAAAAAAGUGAAUCUUUAGCCUCGCAAGCUCGUGAAUCCAAUCGCCAAUCGAGUAUCGGGACAAGACCAGACCCAUCCACUUGUGUCUUUUCUGCACUUAUCGAGCGUUAGCCGGCAAUUUGCUGUUCGCGUUCAGUCUGUCCAAGUCCGGCAGCGAGAGAAGGGUUCUGGGAAAAUAUCAAAGGUUGGAAUCCCGCGCCGUGCACGCUGGUCUCGCCCGUCGGGAGCGCUGAAGUACCGGUGUGUGUGAGUGUGUCAGAUGUCUGUGAACACUACAGCAGCCUCGUAAGAAGCUGGAGAUUGGAGACUAGUGCAAGUCGUGGUUCCAGAAAGCAUCGCAAGAUGUUCUUGUUCUGAGCUUCGAGUUGUAAAUAAGCUCGGCAUCAUAUCGUAAACAGCGGACAGAAGAUUCUUCGACCAUCUGCUUUGAUCGUCUUCGGUUCAGCGAGUUCAGAAGGGGGUGAGACUUUACCACAGAGCUUUGUAUCCGUCGCUGUGAAUGUCACCGCACGAGGACAUCUUGCUGUAAAAAAAGAAUUUGUGGACACUUUUGUGAUCGGCGGUAGAUCAAAGGUUUUACUCAAGAAAGCUUAUUACUGUGCAGCAAGUCAGGCGUGGAACGAAAAAAAUAACAAUUACUGAACGGAUAUUAGAAAAUAUUUGUCCUGAUCAAUAUCCUUCUUCUUCGUCAAGUUGAGUAUACCACAGACUUCAUCAGUUCCAGCAAUUUGGUGUAUUUUUAGUGAAUAAUUGUUCCCAGGGGGAAAAAACCCACAAAAAAGUGCCUGAUUGUAAGUGAUAGUCUUCCAGACAACCUGACAGCUACACAACAACAGCCUUAGUGUGGAAACAAGAAGACGAGCGGUGGAGCUUUAUACAAGAAUCCUAGAAAAACAUCUGCUUCCGGGUCAUUGUUCAAGUGAUUUCGACAGAGGACUGACGGUAGCUUGUUAGGCAGUACAGCGACAACUCCAUCGACAUCAUCAUGGGCAACCACAACAGCAACGGUCGGCGGGAUCAGAGGCGACAACGACAAAACAACAACGUGUGCGGCGGCGUAGCUGUCCAAGCCUUGCGGCGCGUGGAGGAGCUGCGCGGCCCGCCGGUAGAUGCAUACGACAAGCUGAUCGCCUGGCUGGCUGAGAUGGCUGAGAGCGAGAACGUCCAGCUGGACACCAACAUCUUCGUCAAGCAGCUCACCAGGGUGUGCAGCGCCCCCAACGCCGCCACUGUCACCACUACCACCACCACCAACAGCAGCAACAACGGCCACAGCAGCAGCAGCGCGGUGGGUGCCGGAGACAGGUGCAGUCUGAGCGACAACGGAGGAGGAGGAGUAGGAAUCCGGAGGUCGAUGGCUUCGAGGCAACAUUCCGCCUCGUGCGAUUCACGCGCGAGUUCUUCCGAUACCUACAAACACAGAUCCUUCGAAGACUCGCUCGACACCACGCGUUUGACGUGGCGGCAGCCGCAGGAGUCCCGCCAGGAGUCCCGCCAGGCCACCCUCAGCGAUGACCUGGAGGAGGACCCGGAUGUGCGCAAUGCCUCCAUGGAGAGUCUGUACAGCAGCUCGGACCGCGACAGCGAGCUAGACGCCAUGCCAGCCACUUACACCGCUGCCGAAUGCACGACGACAAGCUCACGGCGAGCACGCUUCAUGCAGCAGCGGGACCAGCAGCGCGACAUGAGGCGACCCUUGCUGCGCCAGGCCCUGCUGGGCUCCUCCAUCGGCAGCAACUCCUGCGGGGGCGGCGGGGGACGGCGGGACCACAGAGGCAGCGUCUUGGGGGGCAGCGAGGUCCUGGCAGGCCACUACCCCACCUACGGUAGCUGCGGGGUGGGUAGCGGCGGUAACAGCAGCAUGCUGGGCAUGGCGUCUGGCUUGAUGCAGAUGCAGAUGCUGAUGAUGCCAUGCAGCGCCAGUACCGGCGACCUGGACAAGAUCAACACGUCCAUGGACGACCCCGGGGAGGAGCUGCCCGCCAGGCUCCUGGCCCGCCGCAAGAGCGUGAGCCUGCUCAACCUGACUCCUCCCGGGCGACCCGCUUACCUGGAGCACGACCUUCCCCCAGACACCCCUCCUGGAGAGCCUGGCGAACCGUUCCUUGAUGACACCCUCCUAGACGGAAACAUGGCAGAUAUACUGUUUUCUGUGGAAGCACUGUGGCCCAAAAAAUGAAAAUAAAAAAAGCGCGACAUCUUGGAUAGAGAUGUCCAGGGCUUUAUUUUUGCUGAGACGGAGGUAUCGGAUAUAUUGCUGAAGGCGAGAGGUCUUAUCCUGGUCCAGGAUGGCAAACAGCUGGGUGGGCGGCUGAACCAACCAGGACCAGUCUUCGACAGCAUAGUUGGCGGUGUCGUCCUUUCUGUCUCCCACUCCAAUAUAUGUGCGUGGUCUGUGUGUCAAAGGCCAAGAUCCCUGGUGUCUUUUGACCUCAGUCACCACUCUCUCCCCUCCGCACCUGGCCUGACUACAUCCGGCAUUUUCACUGUAGAGCUUCCCUGUCAAUGAGGUGGAAAUCUGAGCAGGUUAAACAAGAACGUGGCCUUCAGGGGCAUACUUCUGCUCUGUGGUUAAAUGGAGAAAUUAUUAUGGUGGCUCAAUGCACGAAUUAAAACUAUUUUCACUGUGACCAUGACUUUUUUCCAAAUAUGUCCUAUUUUACUGUAAGACUCAUUUGAUGAAACUGAAAUAAAUAUUUUGUAAUUUUAAUAGGUUUAUACUUUUAAACGCAUAGAUACGCAUUUUUGCAGAAGCUGGACUUCAGCAUAUAUAUAUUUAUAGUGAAAUAUAGUUUAAUAUAAAUAAUAUAAAAUCUAUAAACAUUGCUCGAGAUUAUUAAUUCAGUGGCAACAGUGCCUUUCAGAUAUCAGUGAGUAGAUUGAAAUCAGAAUUAAGUGUGAAUAUGUUCUUAUGAAUUGUGACCAUCUUUCGCUAGUUUGCUAAGAGAUUUGUACUGCAGGAAAAGAUUAAAGUUUAUGUUGCUCUUUAUGAAGACAUCAAAACAAAGGAUCAUCAGAUUUUCUGUGGGACAGUGGUCAUUAAUUCAUUUGCAACGAAUAGUCAAAGUUAAAUAAGUUCUGGGACUUCAGAAAGAAUGUUUUGUUGCUUCAUUGUUUUCGAUAGUAGUUCAGCAGCUGAUCUUGCUAAUUUAAUCCAUUACCAACAUUUUAUUUUUAAUUAUAUGUAAACCUUAUGCCUUGGCCAUCACUAUUGUCUUACUGAAAAAGAGUAUACACAUAUUUUUAAUUCUGCGGGUAAUUUAAGGCUCUUUAUUUUUUUAUUGUCUUGUCAAAAAUGUUACACGUCCGACAUAGAAGUAUCAUGUGUAGCAGAUUAAGAUUUAUUGUAAAUUUUUUUUUUAUUGUGCUAAAAGCUAGAGAAAUUUGUGAGAGUAGUAAACUUGUCCAGCUAAUUUUUAUACAUCUUGACAUCCUACGUUUGCAGUGAGUGAACAUUCAUGACACAUGCUAAACUAACAUUGGUUUUUAAGGUGAUCUUUCUUUUAAAAUGAUAAUCAAAAAAGUGAUUUUAUUUAUCAGGAAAAGAAUAAUUAUGUAUACAAUUACAUUUUGUAUAGACUGACUAAAUUGAAUUGACUUCCAUGAUUAGGCAAAUUUGACCUACGCCCCCAACCCAACACGAAAAACAAAUUAAAGUUGACCUAAAGUUUCCCACAUCACUUGCGUGUUUUAAAACGAGUUUUAUCAAAAUACCGUGUUAGAAAUUAAUUCUAAUUUGUGGCAUGUAAAUAGCAUGCUUGAACCUGGACAAUAUCUGUUUCACGGACAGUGUGACGGAAACUUAGGUCCCAGAAAAAAGAAAAUCUUUAUGUGGAUAACCUCUUUAAUAUUGUGAUGUAAAGAUGGUGGAAAGACAGUGUGCUCUUUGGUCACACUUGUUUUUAUGUCUUUGUAAGCACCUUCACUUUUAAAGAUCAUUGGAGUAAAUGUGGAACCAAUUAAUUGACAUUUUGAAUGUGAUGGAAACCCGGGUCCCAGAAAAAGAAAUUUUUAUGUGGACAAACUCUUUAAUAUUGUGAUGUAAAGAUGGUUGAAAGAUCUCUUUGAUCACACUGGUUCUUUUUUUAAAUGUCUUUGCAUGCACCUGACACGUUCAACGUUGGUUAUUCAUUGGCGUAAACGUGGAACCUUUUAACUGCCAUUUUCAAAUUGUCAACCUUUAGGAGUCACAGGAUCAGCUCAUGAAUGUACAUUGUGCCAAAGCUGAUUCACAACUCAACAGUUUGCUCGCCACCGCAAUUUUGCAAACAGAAAAUGUCUCGGUUUUGUCACAGCCCCGUUCCUACACGAUUGGAAGCACGAUUUGGGUGAACAACCUUAGUUCAAACCAAACAUGUACACUUUAUUAUUGUUGUAAAGGCUUAAAAAAAUCGAACACGGUGAAAUGUUCUGGGGUCAUUAUCAGUUCGGAAAAACAAAUGAAAUGCAUCUACAUAUUUUUGAAUUUUUUUGUGGGAUGAGGGGGUUGUUUAUAAAAUGCUCUUGCCCAAGAUUCAUGAACAAUAUUGAUCGCGUAAUAUUUUUUCAAACAUUUUAUUGUUUUUGUCACCUCAGUCUCUGCCUUUGAUUGCCUUUGGAAAUAAGAUUUGAAUUGCCUGGAACAUUUGCUCUAUUUUUACAUUACCAUACUGUCAAUAGGAUUGGAUCCAGAAUUUAGGGGACCAGCGCUAGAAUUAAAAAUUGAACUGAAAGACUGCUAGUUGUUUGGUUCCCAUUUAUAAUUUUGUUAACCCUCACCACGCUAUCGCCUUUCUCAAUAUUAUUUUAAUGUCAAGCACUUGUCUGGAAAGCUUUGUAGUUUUUUAAAUUUUGAGUGUCCAAAUGUGAGCUUGAACAGAGGUAACAGUCUGUGAACUUUGAAAAGACCUUUCCACUAAAACCUCUAUUUUGCUAAAGUUCCUUGUCGAACAUUUGACCAAGUUUGGCGAAGUUGUAUGUGAAGAUCACAGGAAACCAAUGGCUUUAGGACGAACGUUCGGGUCGUUGGAACUUUGGUCAGCAUGCUAAGUGCAAACUUCUUUGACAAUACAUUGUCGACAUAGUUGCCAAUACAGUGGAACGUUGGAAAGCUUCGGCACUUUGCCCAGUUAAGAACGGCCUUAAAGUAGAACUGUGGAGUUACAGUGUGUGAUUUCCUCCGUCACAUGAUGUUGUGCAACUGCAUUGGAUUAGAAUAGAUGAAAGAUGUUUGCUUUUAUGAACUCAUAGUAUCUAAAGACGGAGAAUAAUUAACUAAUUUAUUUAUUUAUUUACAUGUGGUCAUUUAGCAGAGAGUAAUGAAACUUGCUGCCUUUUGUCUACAUACAAACAUGCCUGCUUUGCCAUUUGAAUUUCCUGCGGUAUUUCGUUGUUGCUGCCAACAGAUGUUGUUUCUGUAUUUAUUGUAGUUUUAAAACACCGUACUGAUGUUACAUUUUCUUUGCAACUUACGGUCAUUUUAAUGUGUUGUGUAGAAAGGGCGAAUUGUAUUAGUACCACCAGAGAUCCACGUGACAGCCUUUACCUCCAAUUUUUGCAGCGUGUGGACACCACCCAUUACAGGUCGAGCGCCUGGUCGCCUCAAAGUUCUGACUGAAAAAGAAAAUUGAAAUAUAUAUUCUCUUGGCAUCUUACUAAAGAUUGGAACAGUCUAUAUGUCGGUCUACCCAGGUGGCUGUUUUAGAGGGAUGGUUCAAACACUAGUAAAUCAUUGGUUUCUACAGGAUUUACAUGUCCAACAAAGUGGAAAAUAAACAAGCAAGCAAAAAAAAUAAAAAAACAAAAACAAAAAACAACAAACAAAUAUCGCUAGUGCGUUUUAACUACAACUAUUUUGUAGCACAGGCAAUGAAACAGUUAUGUUGUGGAAUACAGACAAGGGGAGCAUGUUGUGGAAACAAGAGAAAAGUUACAUUGUGGAACACAAUAUUCCCUGCAUUGACAUGUUAGCUCUACUUGCCUGUGUUGUAUGAAGUUUGCAUUUUCUUUACACAACAGUUCACAGAAAAUUCGAUUAUGAAUAAUCCUAAAUGCUCACGCACACACACACAGACACACACACAUAUUCUUAUAGGGUUCCCCCCAAAAGUGUCAGUUACGUAACAUGUGCUAAUAUAAUAAAUUUGAUGCAACCGAAAA